This is a messenger RNA of Symbiodinium sp. CCMP2592, 3051 nucleotides long. The record is from the annotation of a GenBank genome assembly. Lineage: Eukaryota; Dinophyceae; Suessiales; Symbiodiniaceae.
AUGGCGCAACAUCAGCAAGCCGUUCCAGUCCUGCUUGGGGACAUGAAUUUGCCUACUUUUCUGAGCCCUAAUCCUUCUCCGGGUUUGGCAGCCAGCGAGUCAGCACUGAACUGUUUGUUUCAUUCUUCUUUCGUUCUGCAGCUGGGAGGUGUUGUCUUGAACCCACCUGCCCAACCUACCCACAUCCGCGGGAACAUCCUCGACUUGGCUGUGGUGUUUGAUUGCCAUCGAGCUUUCUCUUGCACAGUCAUCCCACAACGGUUCGCAAACAGUGACCACUUUCCGAUCUUUGUAAGCUCCUCAUUGCGAAUAAGGCCCGAAUCCACAACAUUGAAGUGGUGCACCUUCCGGGAUUUCCCGGUACAGGCUUUUGUCGCUGAAAUCUCCCCGAGCCUUGCUGUCUUGCAUUCUUGGAUGGCCCAUCAACUUCAACCAGUGCCGCAAGAGGAAUGUAUCCUGAAAGACAUCCUCAUUCAGGGGUCAGUGACCUUUGGACUUCUACUUUUGGCCGUCCUCUACCAGACCAAUUCCCCCUAUGGCCGCUUCGCCUGCAACAACCGGCGGGGCCGUCGGCGUGGUUUUAUGUCUUCGGCAUUGCGGAAGGCGAUUACAUCCAUGCGCAAUGCCCGUGGGUCUGCUAGAUUCUCGAUAUUGCGGCGGAAAGUUGAUUCUUUGAUGAGGCGAUGCCGGCGCCGGCGAGUGUACUUGUCUGCGUUUCGCAUCACCUCCCAUGGACUUGUUCGGCCCACAAAUGAUUUGCAUCAGUGGCUCAAAGACGACCUCAAACCAGGCUCAUCAGCUUCGCGGUUCAUCUCGAUUGGAAACAACGUCCUUGAAGAUCAGGUUGCGACGGAUUUGUGGGUGGAGUUCCUCCGUUCGCAAACUUCAUGGGAUGGCCAAUUGUCACCUGAUGUACUCCUGCAGCUGUAUGAUGGUCAUCUGUCUGAAGCUCCUAAGCUACCUGCAAUGCCAGCGCAUACCCAGGAAGACCACAGUGACUGCAAGCAGUGGCUGCGCAGCCUGCGAUGUCAACCGCUUUCCUAUCGUGCAAAGGCUCUCGUGCAAUGGACUGAAUUCUGUGAUGCUGUUGAGUUCAUGAAUGGAGCUGCUGCUCCGCCUCCUUCUGAGCCAAUCCCAGUUAGCAUCCUGUCUGUCCCCUGUGAGCCUCUACGGGCUUGUUGGAUCGGUUUGCUCAACUUGGUCAUCUUAUGUGACCAUCUCCCGAGGAUUUGGGCUACUGUCGUAGUUGCACCACUGCUGAAACCUGGGAAAGCUCGGAAUCGCCUUGAGUCUCACAGGCCGAUUUCGUUGAUGCCCCUUGGUCUCAAACUGUUGGAUCGCGUGUUGUUUUGUCGGGUCUGGCCCGUGAUUCAGGAUCAGGCUUUACCUUGGCAACUGGGAGGCAGCAAAGGCCCUGACCUAUGCAUAGCAUUCAUGGGAGAUCUCCUACGGCUGCGCUUCAAACAGAAAGCGCCUUGGACAGUAAUCUUUUUGGAUGGGCAAUCUGCCUUCUGUCGUCCACCUUGGCUGGCAGUUGUGUCUGGCAUGCGCCGCAUACCGGGCAUCAGCGACAUGGAUAUCCUCAUUAUCUUCACUCUACUUUCUGGCAUACGCUCCAAGGUCGCCGUGUUUGGUUCCAUGCAUGGGAAUUAUAAGAAUGAAGUCGGGCUGCCACAGGGAGGCGCUUUAUCCACAGCGUUAUUCGUGUUGCUCACGUUUUCACUGUAUGGCGCUCUUUGUGACGCGGAUACUGCUUGCCUGGCUUCUGGCAACAGCUGCAUGUUCUCCGCCCCUGCGUGUGGCUAUGUUGAUGACAUUGCUUUGUUGACAUCUGCCCCUGCAGCAGCACAGCCUGCCUUAAAGGUUGCUUUUGAGUGGGCGCAAGGCAUCCGCAUGGUCUUCAACGUAGGUGUGGACAAGUCCGCAUGCCUUGUUUCGUACGAUGGGUCAGCCCCCACUGCAGAUAUGAAGUUUCCUGAUGGUCAAGCUCUCCCGGUAGUCGAUGAAUACAGAUACUUGGGAGCGCUGCUCACCGCAACGGGGAGGGUGGGUCGCAGUAUACAGGAUCUGGAAGAGAGGAUCUUGCAGAAGACUGGUCCAUUGAUUGGGUGGGCCCGUGCCAACCAAAUCCCGCUAUCACAUCUGGGUAAGCUGUGGAAGCUUUAUGUCGAGCCGGGCAUAUGGUGGCUUGUUGCAGCUUUGCCGAUCACUCAUGCGCAAGCUGAUCGCUUGGAUCUUCUACAACGUAAAGUUGCACGCAUGCUUCUGGGUCAUGGCAAGCGCUCCCCGCUACCGUCUGCUUUGGCAUGUCUCGGGUGGGUUCCAUGGUCGCAUCUUUUGGCGUGUGCUCGCAUGAGCCUGCUCGCGCGUGCAUGCGCUGACUCCUGCAACCUCAUGGCGCAACUUUUUCCCAUCGCGGUGACUGUGCCUGGCACUUGGGCCGAACAGGUCAGCGCGGACGUUCUUCAUGCAUUUGGAAUCGAGGCUCCCCAUGCGUUCACUGCAUCCAAAGCUGAACUCAAGGACUUUCACAGCAGUUCUGUGCAAAUUGGCUGGCAGCAACUUGUUGAGCAAUGUGUGGUCCAUCCCAAUCUGACACACUUUCCGAUUGAGUGUUUCAGAGGCUGCGAAAUCCCCAACCCGAUUGCUGCUAUCUUCGAAGCUCCCAGCAUCGGCCUGGAGCAGUCAACCCUAGCUCUACGAUUGUUCUGUGGUGGCCAGGGGCUUCGAGCAGGUGAUGUUGAGUUUGUGAGUGCUGACAGUCGAAACUGCUGCUUAUUCUGCCUGGGAAAUGGUUCCCAAGUAGCUGAGACAUUACAUCAUUUCCUUUUGCAGUGCCCGCUGACAUCGUAUGCGCACGCGAACCUGUCAACAUCACUUGUGCAGCAAAUCACUGCGCCUCACACUUGGAUGAACCUGCGGGCUUCUGAGAAGAAAUUGCUUGUACAGGUCGUUUGCAGAAAGUGGCUCAUUCGCAAAUCAUGGCUGCAUGAUAACCUUUUGCACAAGCGAUCCACACGAGAUGCGCUUUUGUCUCGGCUCUGGCCUUAA